AUGGGGGCCGCCUUGCGGCCAGGGCCGCAGCUCCUGGGCCUCGGCGGCAAGGGCGGCAAGGGCCACGCGGGCGCCAGCGGCCAGCACGGGGCUCCUGGAGGCGGCGACGCUGGAGGAGGAGGCCCCGCCGCUCCUGGCCUGCAGCUUGUCGGAGGCGGGGGAUUCUCCAAGGGCCCUCCGCGACAGUUCGGAGACCAGGACCUGCCCUGGCUCAAGCAGCUCGCCGCCACCUUCAAAGAGCUGGGGGACAAGCAGCAGUUCGAGCAUGCCUUCGAGGCUGCCAGGGUCCAGCUGGACAAGGCAGUCCAGGCGGCGGAGCGCAUCGAGCAGUCGCUGGCGGAGGCCAAAGGGAAAGCGGUGCUGGCGCACACCGAGUACAAGCGCAGAGAGGCCGAGUACCAUGACACUGUUCGUGCGCUGCAGCAAGUUCUCCCUGCAGGUCCAGGCGCGGUGCCUGACAGCAAGGGAAGACCACUGCUGGACCUCAACGCGUUGCUCGACGGGGCUGAUGUGGAGUUGGACGAUCGAGGGGCUUUCGGCAUCGACGACGAGGGGUUCGUGCUCUCCUCUUCUGAACGUGCUGAGCUGGAUCGACGCAGGGCGGAGUUGCUCGGUAUCUUCAGGGGGGCCACCAAAGCCGCUUUCGGCCAGGCCAAGGGGAAGGCCGCCAGCCUGGUGGAGGAGCACAAGGAGUUCAACCGCCGCAUGCCCGACUCCAAGCGCAGGGGCCAGCAGCAGGUGCGGGUGUUGCUGAAGUGCCGACCACGCCUGUGGCGACGGGAGACGGCAUGCAGGACCAUGAUCG
Molecule: messenger RNA, 805 nt
Organism: Prorocentrum cordatum
Lineage: Eukaryota; Dinophyceae; Prorocentrales; Prorocentraceae
Source: the annotation of a GenBank genome assembly